AUGUCGUCUGGAGGAGCCACCACAAAAGCGUCUAGCAUACCAGACAAAUCGAUCCGGAUCUGCGCAGACAGAGGAGGAACGUUCUGCGACUUGCACGCCUCGUAUCCCGAUCCUGAAAACCCCCAUGAGAGGAAGGAGCUCGUUGUGAAACUUCUCUCGCAGGACCCUGGUAAUUAUGGUGAUGCACCUACCGAAGGCAUCAGGCGGAUACUUGAGGUCGUCACAGGAGACCAUAUCCCUCGCGGCUCGGUACUGAAUACGGACAAGAUUGACUAUAUCAGGCUUUCUACAACCGUCGCGACUAAUGCGCUGCUCGAGCGUAAGGGACACAAACACGCCCUUCUUAUCACCCGAGGGUUCAAGGAUCUCUUACUGAUUGGAAACCAGGCACGUCCGAAGAUCUUCGACCUCAACAUCCGCCGCCCACCCCCACUGUACUCGACGGUCGUCGAGGUUGAUGAGCGUGUUACGCUCGUAGGAUACACAUCGGAUCCCCAAGCAGAACAACAUGCAGUUCAGUUUGACGAGCAAGGGAAGGUUAAGCGGGGCUAUCGCGGCGCAGGGUGGGAUGGCCAGGGCGACGCUGAGGGCCCAGGUGAGAUUGUGCAAGGUCUCUCUGGCGAGGCAGUCAGAAUCAUGAAGAAGCCAGAUUUGGGUGCGGUCGAGAAAGACUUGCGCCGGCUGUACGAUGAAGGAUACCGCUCACUCGCUAUCGUUCUUUGCCACUCAUACACGUUCCCCGACCAUGAGGUCGCCAUCGGAAAGCUGGCGCGCCGCAUCGGCUUCGAGCACGUCUCGGAGUCGGCACAGCUCCUGCCCAUGAUCAAACUCGUGCCACGCGGCGUGUCUUCUACCGCAGAUGCUUACCUCACACCUAUCCUCCGGCAGUAUCUGGACGGAUUCUUCAGCGGAUUCGAUGAGAAGCUCAAAGAUGGGCGGCUCCGGAGCCCUCGUGUGGAGUUCAUGGGUAGCGAUGGCGGUCUGGUGGACCUAAACAACUUCUCCGGCUUGAAGAGCAUAUUGAGCGGGCCUGCGGGUGGUGUCGUCGGGUAUGCGCUGACGAGCUGGGAUGAAAAGAAGAAGCUGCCGAUCAUUGGGUUGGACGUCGGCGGGACGUCGACUGAUGUCUCCAGGUUCGACGGCCGCUACGAGGUCGUGUACGAGACGACCACUGCGGGCGUGACUAUUCAGUCGCCGCAGCUCGAUAUCAACACCGUUGCGGCGGGCGGCGGGUCGUGUCUGACUUUCCGCAAUGGGCUGUUCAUGGCUGGGCCCCAUAGUGCUGGAGCAGAGCCUGGUCCUGCGUGCUACCGCAAAGGAGGUCCACUCGCUGUGACGGACGCGAACCUGGUCCUCGGCCGGCUUGUCCCUGACUACUUCCCGAAGAUCUUCGGCAAGUCAGAGAAGGAGCCUCUGGACGUGGAGGCCUCUCGCUCCGCGUUCGAGGCGCUUGCCAAGGUGAUCAAUGAGAGCCAGGAGAAGAAGUACGAGCUCGACGAGAUUGUCAACGGCUUCAUCAAGGUCGCGAACGAGACGAUGUGCCGCCCUAUCCGUGCACUCACAGAAGCGAGAGGAUAUGCAACGUCCAAGCAUAUACUGGCGAGCUUCGGAGGUGCGGGAGGCCAGCACGCAUGCGAAAUUGCACACCUGUUGGGCAUCAAGACAAUUCUAAUCCACCGAUAUAGCUCUAUCUUGUCAGCGUACGGACUUGCUCUCGCGGACCGGGCGUUCGAGCUCCAAGAACCAUCGUCGACGUUCUACACUGCGGACAACCGGGCGUCGUUGGUCGCGCGGCUCGACAAGCUCGACGCAGGCGUGCGCAAGGAGCUCGCGCGGCAGGGCUUCGAGGGCAAGCACGUCCACACGGAGCGCAUGCUGAACAUGCGUUUCGAAGGAACCGAUACGGCGCUUAUGGUGUUACCCUCUGCUAAGGAUGGAGACGGUAAGGAGGACUUUGAGGCGGCGUUUAAGCGGGUGUACCUGGCAGAGUUUGGUUUCCUGCUGGAGACUAAGACCAUCGUUGUUGACGAUGUUAAGGUGCGCGGGAUCGGCAAAACGUUCGACAGCCUCGGAGAGUCCGUGUACUCUGAAGUGGCGCGGCUGCAACGGCGCACUGUCGGCCGCAGCAAGGCGGACUCGACAUACAGCGUCUACUUCGACGAGGUCGGCCGGGUGCCCGAUACGCCAGUGUACUUGCUCCCCACGCUGGCGGUAGGCGAUGCUAUCGAGGGGCCUGCGAUGAUCAUCGACAACACACAGACGAUUGUGCUCAUACCUGGGGCGAAAGCCGUGCUGACAAGCAAACACUUAUAUAUCACGCUGCAGUAA
Molecule: messenger RNA, 2328 nt
Organism: Sparassis crispa
Lineage: Eukaryota; Fungi; Basidiomycota; Agaricomycetes; Polyporales; Sparassidaceae
Exons: 11
Coding region: 1-2328 (775 amino acids)
Biological process (GO): glutathione metabolic process
Cellular component (GO): cytosol
Molecular function (GO): 5-oxoprolinase (ATP-hydrolyzing) activity
Source: RefSeq, a predicted model, not a curated record